Molecule: messenger RNA, 1013 nt
Organism: Mizuhopecten yessoensis (Yesso scallop)
Lineage: Eukaryota; Metazoa; Mollusca; Bivalvia; Pectinida; Pectinidae
Exons: 4
Coding region: 108-1013 (301 amino acids)
Source: RefSeq, a predicted model, not a curated record
CGACCACAACGGUGAGAGAAGCUCUGCCACUUAGCCGAUAUAACACAUGCAUAACAUCCGUAGGAAUCCUACAAAGUUAUCGCAGAUAAGAUCAGAAUUCAAGCAAAAUGCCCCGUUCAAAACGAUAUGAUGUCGAAAGAAGGAAAGGAAAAUGUACAUUGAAUUGCUUUACUUGUCAUGAUGACUGUCCUGAGGACACAGGAGAUGACAACGAUAGUACACCAGGAACAACUGUUGAGCCACAAUGUGAUACAGACCAUUCUUCCUUCUCGCAGUUUGACACAAAUAAAGAAGUAUGUGACAAAGCAAAGAUUAAUGUGGAAGGUAGAGAUGGAAAUUAUGAAAUGCGAGAUAUGGAAUUCCCCGAAAGUGAUAUGGAAUCUCACGAAAGUGAUAUUUCCGAAUCAUCCACAGCGACUGUUAUUGAACCUGAACCAAUAAUAUCCAACUGUUGCCAAUGCGAAAGCAGUUUGACAACAACACAGGAUCAGGCACUGCUGAAUAAGAUUGAUGAACAAGGCAACGAAAUCGAACGUUUAAGAAAGGCUGUGGAAAACAUUGCGCUUAAUCCAACAUACAUUAAAUUAUCACGAUGUGAAAACAUAGCAUUGUCACACGGAGGAGGCGACAUAGAUGAUUACACGGGACAAAUUCGUAACAUGUUGGAUGGUCUGUGUGAGAAUUAUGACAAAUUAAAGGGGACAGUAGUGACAAUUCUUGAAAAAGUUGAAGAAAUACAAGCCGGUUCAACUGAACAACGUGCUGAGCUGCAGAAACUUGCAGAAGGUUUAAAGACAAUCCUGAACAGUCCUGGUUCGCCAGUGUCUGAUGACACAAAACAGGAUUCCAAAUACUGCAGUCUGAACAGCUUGGUGGACUCUGAAAGCCCGUGUCAGGACGGCGAAGACUGCAGAUGUAUAGUGUGGGGCCGUUCAAACGUUCUGAGGGAUCUGAAGGAUACUCAAGUUAAAAUUCUGAGUUAUAUAGUGGACAGUUGUGACAUCACAUUCUAG